AGAACAACUUACAAAGAAGAAAGAAUCAAACAAAACCCAUAUUAUCCGAAAAAAAUCAUUCAUCGAAUCCGCAUUCAUUUCAAUCGCUCUUCAAUCCUCUCAUUUACGGCUCAAGCUGAAGCAGAUACAUCUCUAGCAGACGAUGAGUAUUCUUAGUGAUUGGUGUCCUAGUAGCUCUGGCCUUGAAUUAGGUUCUUAUUCUGUAGUUAAUGGUUCAAGGAAAAGGAUAAAUUGUGUUAGGUUUUCUGGUUGUUGUGGAAAUGGCGGUUUCGCUUUGAUUCCCUUUAGUUCAAGUGUUUUGAGAUGUGGAUUUUGUUAUGAGAACUCGAAAUUUGAUUGCAAUUUUGAGUUCCGCCAUGGCUGUUCUAAGCUUAGGGUUGCUCGAUUAAUGAAGCCGAAGAGGAAUUCUCUUGGUGUGUGGUUUUUAUCUGCUUGGGCUGUUGAACAACCAACGAUUGAUGGUGAAAUUGUUAGGGUUCAAUCGAAUUCUGGAGAUGAUUUUCCUGAGAAGAGUUUAGAUUGGGAUGAACACGAUCAAGACUCUGUUAAUGGUGAAAAUAGCAGUGGAAGGAGUUUUAAAGAUGAGGAAGGUAUAGAGGGAGAGGGAGAGGGAGAUGUUAAGGUUGAUGUUCGUGCUCUAGCGGGUCGGUUGGAGCUUGCUCGAACUGUAGACGAUGUCGAGGAGGUUCUCAAGGAUGUUGGUGAAUUGCCUCUUCAAGUGUUCUCUUCCUUGAUUAAAGGUUUUGGGAGAGACAAGAGGUUGGGGUGUGCAAUGGCUCUUGUUGAAUGGCUGAAGACAAGGAAGAUCGAAACGAAUGGUCGUAUCGCACCAAACUUGUUCAUAUACAACAGUCUCCUCGGUGCGGUUAAGCAAUCUGGAGAGUUUUCGAAAAUGGAAGAUAUCUUGAAUGAUAUGUCUCAGGAAGGAAUCGUUUCAAAUGUUGUUACGUACAAUACUAUUAUGUCGAUUUACUUGGACCAAGGACUGCCAAUGAAAGCUCUCGACAUUCUUGAAGAGAUGCCGAAGAAAGGCUUAACUCUGUCCCCUGUGUCAUACUCUACGGCCUUACGAGCAUACCGAAGGAUGAAAGAUGGGAACGGUGCUUUAAAGUUCAUGGUUGAGUUGAGAGAAAGAUAUCGUAAUGGUGAGAUAGCGAAAGACGAUAACGUAGAUUGGGACGAUGAGUUCUUAAAGCUCGAAAACUUUACUAGGCGUGUUUGCUACCAAGUAAUGAGGAUUUGGCUUGUGAAGGGUGAUAGCGCAAGCACGAAGGUAUUGCAACUUCUCACGGAAAUGGAUAAAGCAGGACUGUCGCUCGAUCGUGCUGAAGAGGAACGACUUGUUUGGGCUUGCACGUGUGCGGAGCACCAUAACGUAGCAAAAGAAUUGUACUAUAGGAUAAGAGAAAAGAAAUCUGGUAUAAGCUUAUCUGUUUGUAAUCAUGUGAUUUGGUUGAUGGGGAAAGCUAAGAAAUGGUGGGCUGCGUUGGAGAUUUAUGAAGAUUUGUUGGAGAAAGGACCAAAACCGAAUAACCUGUCAUAUGAACUGAUUGUUUCUCACUUCAAUGUUCUUCUCACAGCUGCGAAAAACCGAGGAAUUUGGAGAUGGGGCGUUCGGUUACUCAACAAAAUGGAAGAGAAAGGUCUUAAACCCGGAAUUCGGGAAUGGAAUGCUGUUCUUGUUGCCUGUUCGAAAGCUGCCAAAACUUCCAUGGCUAUCGAAAUUUUUAGGAGAAUGAUCGACCAAGGCGAAAAACCGACUGUCCUUUCUUACGGGGCGUUACUUAGUGCCCUGGAGAAGGGAAAGCUCUAUGAUGAAGCGCGUAGUGUCUGGGAUCAUAUGAUUAAAGUCGGGGUGGCGCCGAACAUCUAUGCCUAUACAACUAUGGCUUCGGUUUUCACUGGCCAAGGGAAGUUCAACAUGGUUGAACUCACUAUCAACGAUAUGGUUGCAUCAGGCAUCGAGCCUACAGUCGUCACGUAUAAUGCGAUAAUCACGGGAUGUGUUCGUAAUGGCAUGAGCAGUGUAGCUUACGAGUGGUUUCACCGCAUGAAAGUUCGAAAUAUCUCUCCGAACGAGGUGAGUUACGAAUUGCUGAUCGAGGCCCUUGCGAAGGACAGUAAACCAAGGCUUGCUUAUGAGUUAUACAUGAAAGCUAAGAGUGAGGGUCUCAAUCUUUCUUCUAAGAUAUAUGAUGCAGUAAUUCAUUCCUCUCAAGUUUAUGGAGCCUCCAUUGAUAUAAGCUUGUUAGGGCCUCGACCACCAGACGAGAACAAGAGUUCAUUGACUAAAAUAAACGUCUUUUGAAGAAUGUUCGUAAAACUGCCGAUGUUCCCGGCGCAAAACGAACGGUUGGAAAGAAAUGAAGUCAGUGAUUGACGAUGUCUCAGUACUCUGAUCUCUUAAUUUGUGCAGGAAGCCUAUGGCUUCUCAUGACGAGUGCAAACGGAGCUCGAAAACGCCAACGUGGCCUAACGGAAUAUCAUCAACAGCUGAUCAAGGAAACAUUUAUGGUAAGUCAACUUAGUAAUUGUGGAUUUAGACACUUUUCUCUGUUGAUGUGUAUGGAAAUUUGAUGGUCAAAAAAGGCUAAAAACACAAGUGAUGCAGAAAGCUAUUCUUUAAUGAAAGUAUAUGAGAAUGUGUAGCUUUUUCUUCUUC
Cucurbita moschata (crookneck pumpkin) is the source of this 2662-nucleotide messenger RNA. Its product is annotated as pentatricopeptide repeat-containing protein At3g46610-like. Lineage: Eukaryota; Viridiplantae; Streptophyta; Magnoliopsida; Cucurbitales; Cucurbitaceae. The record is from RefSeq and is a predicted model, not a curated record. The transcript has 2 exons. Gene Ontology annotation, molecular function: protein binding. Bases 143 to 2308 code for a protein of 721 amino acids.